Molecule: messenger RNA, 1532 nt
Organism: Phodopus roborovskii (desert hamster)
Lineage: Eukaryota; Metazoa; Chordata; Mammalia; Rodentia; Cricetidae
Product: killer cell lectin-like receptor subfamily B member 1F
Exons: 7
Coding region: 159-812 (217 amino acids)
Source: RefSeq, a predicted model, not a curated record
GACAGAGUCAGAAGAAAGCUAACAUACAUGGGAUGAAGUCAGCAGGAAGCUAACCAAGCUGUGAUGCACAAAGGGAACAUGGAGUAUUGAAAGAACACGACAGACCAAGCACACAGUGGGAGCUUGUCACUGUUUUUAGUUUACAUCUUGUGUCUACAAUGGACUCAUCAAGAGUCUAUGGCAGUUUAAAGACAUCUAGGACCCCAGAGUAUCAGCCUGUAUCACCCUCAUCUCUUCCCUCAAAUGCCUGUCAGUGCCCACACUGGCAUAAGUUGGCUCUGAAACUCAGCUGUGCUGGGCUGAUCCUUCUUUUCUUGAGCCUGAUUGGACUCAGUGUCUUAGUGCGAUUCUUAGUGCAAAACCCACCAAUAGCAAAAUUCAGUGUGGCUACUCAAGAGAACAGGACUGAACCAGCAGGGGGAUCAGCCAUGCUCAAGUGCCCGAGAGAGUGGCAUUCAUACCGGAAGAAAUGCUUAUUUAUUUCUCAAACUUCCGGACCUUGGGCCGAGGGUCUGGCUGACUGCUCUGAGAAAGAGGCCACUUUGCUGAUCAUUGAAGAUGAAGGAGAACUGAGAUUCAUUCAUGCUUUCUCAAAGAGAAAAGGACAUCAGUUUUUUAUUGGACUAAACUAUGUACCAGUGGAGAAGAUUUGGAAGUGGGUAAAUGGCUCUACUUUAAAUCCUGAUCGAGUACAAAUCAUGGGCACUAAUGAAGACAACAGCUGUGGUGUCAUCUCACAGACAGAAGUGUUUUCUGACUUCUGCUCUGCAGACAACCGCUGGAUCUGCCAAAAAAAACUGAAACGUGUCUGAAAUCCUGUGUCCUGACUCCUGAUUGCAAAGCUCAUCUCUAUUACUUUACCUUCCACACCAGAUGUCUGCAUUGAACUGUCAAGGCUGUCGGCCCUCCCAGCACAGCAAUACAAAGUAUGCACUAUAAAACCUCUGUGACUCUUACAGAUGCUCAGGUCCAAAGUCUUUAUUCUGUAAAUGUACACCGACACAGAUUUACCCUUCUGAGACAGGUGCUCUACAGGAGAAAGCCCAGGCCAGCAGGGUGUACUGUGGCCUUUGCUGACCUCCAUGACUGAGUCAUUUGCAAACAGCUGCAGAAAAUUGCUUAUAAAGCCCUCAUUUCUACCCUGCACUCCAAGCCAUCUCACAUCUGGGCUGUAGAACCUCCUCGAUUAAAGUCUUUACUCUGACACCAGAGGCUCAGAGCUGGGAAGGGAAGAGUUUGUUUUUAUUGACACCUCCAAAUUGACUAAUAUGAUACUGACAGUAAUGCUAGAUAAACUGAGCUCUGUCCAUGUGAUGCCUCCCACCCUGCAGGGAUGUACCACCAGAACCUGGGCAGAUGCUGGUGCAUUGGUCCUGGGCUUGUGAGCCUGCAGAGCUGUGAGACAGGAGGGUCUCUUCUCCUCCAAGUUCUUGUUCUGGCAAAACAAAACAUGGCUCAGUGGUUAAGGGCCCUUGUCACGUCCAUAUUAUCAGGGUUCUCUAGAGUAGUAGAACUUAUAGAAAAAAAUCUCU